This is a messenger RNA of Emiliania huxleyi CCMP1516, 501 nucleotides long. RefSeq lists its product as hypothetical. Lineage: Eukaryota; Haptophyta; Isochrysidales; Noelaerhabdaceae. The transcript has 4 exons. The record is from RefSeq and is a predicted model, not a curated record. The coding region runs from base 1 to 501 and encodes 166 amino acids.
AUGCAAUCCGCCGCCGGACCGCCCGGCGGGUCCAACCCGAAGCGGGCGACCGGCCGUUCGCACCGCUCGGCCGGCGGGGCGAGCCCCGCGGCCCUCGAUCGCUCGCCCCGGGUCGUGGCCCGACCGGCCCACGCGCACGUCCUGGCCUCUACCGCCGCUUUCGGCGGCGCAAUUUGCGCCUUCAUCGCUCUAUGGAUCCUCCUGGCACCCAUCGGACUCUUCCCGACGGUCGGCGGCGCCCACUCCGUGCACUUUGAGUCAGACUCGCUCUUCGGCAGGCACGCUCUUCGGCAAAAAGCCAGGCUGCAGCGGGGCACUACCAUCGUGCUACGCUGUUGCAGCCUGACCUUUCCCACUGCUCUCGCGCUGGCACACUUCGGCCUUCCGCUGCUCGCGUUCGGCGAGCUCUUCUCCGCACUCCUGCCACGGCAGUUUGCCGGCACAGUCGAGCUGGAGUAUCCGCUUCUUGAUGCUUCUGCGGUCAAGCUCGACCUUAUGUGA